This is a messenger RNA of Melanaphis sacchari, 2883 nucleotides long. RefSeq names its product protein HID1. Gene Ontology annotation, cellular component: Golgi trans cisterna; Golgi medial cisterna; membrane. NCBI's taxonomy places the organism in Eukaryota, Metazoa, Arthropoda, Insecta, Hemiptera, Aphididae. The record is from RefSeq and is a predicted model, not a curated record. The transcript has 15 exons. Bases 242 to 2527 code for a protein of 761 amino acids.
UCAGAACAGGACGGACACCGAAUCCGAAUCGAAUAAUAAAUAAUAACUAAUAAGUAAUAACAAUAAUAAUUAUCAUCAUUGGAAUUUGUAAUUACAGCAAUCACAAUGUUUUUAUUCCCACGUCCCUCGACAUAGUGACAGCGAUAUCAACGUCUACAGGACUGUUGUGACCUGCGUCCCUGGAUACUAGGGCCGCCUACGCCAGAAUCCACCUCCUCCCCUGAAUAUUAAAUAGCCAGAAAUGGGUAACGCUGACACCAAACUGGUGUUCCGAAAAGCCGUUGUCCAGCUAACCUCUAAGUCCCAGACCAUUAGCUCUGAGGACAAUGACUUUUGGGAUCAGUUCUGGUCAGAGACCGUAACCAAUGUGCAGGACGUGUUUACUCUUGUUCCAGCUUCUGAAAUUCGGCUACUUAGAGAGGAUGUACCAGCAAACUUAGCCACACUAUGUUACAAGGCGGUCGAGAAGUUUGUCAGAGCUGUGGAGAACAGCUGUCGCACACAGCAGGAUCAAAAUACAGUCUUGAACUGUUCACGACUGUUGACAAGAAUACUCCCUUAUGUCUUUGAGGAACCAGAUUGGGAGAACAUAUUCUGGUCCAGUUUGCCAGCCGGCAAAGGUGAUCCACCCAUUCCAUUAGCACAUUCAUUAUGUAGUGCUAUAUGUGAUUUAUUAUUUUGCCCAGAUUUCACAGUCGCAUCCAAUCGUAAAACUGGGCCGGAUAAAGCAGAAGAUUUACAUGCAGUAGAUAGUUGUGAAUAUAUUUGGGAAAAAGGAGUGGGUUUUGCACAGUCUCCUGUAAAAAAUGCAACUUUUGAAUCAAAUCGCACUGAACUACUGCGUUUAUUGUUGACAUGUUUCAGUCAAGCUAUUUAUUCACCAAAUCAAAAUGGUAAUAGAUGGGUGCAGUAUGUAACUUCAGCUGAAAAUCGCCAUGCAUUACCUAUGCUUACAUCUCUUUUGAACACUGUAUGCGGUUACGAUCCUAUAGGCAUGGGUGUUCCGUACAAUCAUCUUUUAUUUGCUGACACAACUGAACCUUUAGUUGAUAUAUGUCUACAAAUCCUUAUCGUCGCUCUGGAUUCUGAUGUCCAACAGAAUGACGAAGCAGCCAUAGAUAAUUUGUUUAUCAAUUAUUUAUCAAGAGUUCAUCGAGAUGAAGACUUUUCAUUUAUUUUGAGUGGAUUUACAAGGUUGUUAAUGAACCCCUUACGACAGACUUAUCUUCCACAUUCCACCAAAAAAGUGCAAUUCCACCAAGAGUUAUUAAUAUUCUUUUGGAAAAUAUGUGAAUUUAAUAAAAAAUUUCUAUAUUUUGUACUCAAAAGUAGUGAUGUCCUUGAUGUUUUAGUACCAAUUUUAUACCAUUUAAAUGAUUCCAGAGCAGAUCAAUCUCGAAUUGGUCUUAUGCACAUAGGAGUAUUUAUUUUGUUAUUACUUAGUGGUGAGAGAAAUUUUGGAGUACGUCUCAACAAGCCAUAUACUUCAACAAUACCCAUGGACAUACCAGUAUUCAGUGGUACUCAUGCAGAUCUUCUUAUUAUUGUGUUUCAUAAGAUAAUCACAACUGGGCAUAACAGAAUGCAACCACUUUUCGACUGUCUUCUCACAAUCCUAGUGAAUGUUUCUCCAUAUUUAAAGACCUUGUCAAUGGUAUCGAGUACAAAACUUUUACAUUUGGUGGAUGCAUUUACAACUCCAUGGUUUUUGUUUUCUUCGCCAUCUGCCAAUCACCUUGCUUUUUUCUUAUUGGAAAUAUUCAAUAAUAUUAUACAAUACCAAUUUGAUGGUAAUUCAAAUUUGGUAUAUACAAUUAUUCGCAAGAGACAAGUUUUUCAUAGUUUAGCAAACUUGCCAACUGAUUACAAUACUAUUAUCAAAUCACUAACUAAAAAAGCAAAAAGAAAUAUGCAAGCCACUACCUCUGUUAGUCUAACAGCUGCUACUGAAACACCUAGUAUGGAAGGAUCUACUCCUGCAUUGCCUGCCGAGCCUGGAACUCUCAACGCCACACUUCCCGAUACUCCUGGCGUAAUGAAAAUAACAGAACGAGAAAGUGCUCAUCCGGGAAAUUUAACCUUACCAGCUGAACUGGUUAUGUCUAAUGGCAUGACAAAGGAAAUAACAAAACAGUCUUCUAACCAAGGAGAUAGCUCUCCAACAACAUCGUCGCCUAAGAACGAUGCAGAAUGGGCUCCAACCACAGAAUGGGUACGAUCUUGGAAGGAAAAAUUGCCUUUGCAAACAAUUAUGCGAUUACUGCAAGUGCUAGUGCCCCAAGUAGAAAAAAUAUGCAUAGACAAAGGUUUGACGGAUGAAAGUGAAAUUCUAAAGUUCUUGCAACAUGGCACGUUAGUAGGACUGUUACCAGUCCCUCAUCCAAUACUCAUAAGAAAGUAUCAGUCUAAUCCAGGAACAACUGCUUGGUUUCGUACUUAUAUGUGGGCUGUUAUAUUUCUCAGAAACAUCGAUCCUCCUAUUUGGUAUGAUACAGAAGUGAAACUUUUUGAAAUACAACGCAUGUAAGAUUCUUUCAAUGUCUGUUUGUUUUAAUUUUGGAGAAGACAAUUUUCAUAAGAACAAUUCUUUAAUGUGUUAUGCAAAUGUUUUUUUUUUUUAUGUGUGAACUUUUUUUGUUUUUGGAUUUUAUUGAGUUCUUUGGUGUUAUUGAAUAUGAGCAUCUUAAAGUGAACUAUGUCCAUUGAUAAAAUGCAUUUCUGUCAUGUGUUUUAUGUUUAAUAUGCAGCCCAAUUAAAGAUUCUAGACUAUAUUAAUGCACUGUAUGGUGGAUUUAUAUAUUCUUGUCAUAUACUAGAAUAAAAACUUCUAGAAACUUAACCUUAAAAAUAAUAUUAUUAUAAUAAAAAAGUAUAUCAGCUUAA